Molecule: messenger RNA, 516 nt
Organism: Lactuca sativa (garden lettuce)
Lineage: Eukaryota; Viridiplantae; Streptophyta; Magnoliopsida; Asterales; Asteraceae
Product: protein SMALL AUXIN UP-REGULATED RNA 12
Biological process (GO): response to auxin
Source: RefSeq, a predicted model, not a curated record
AUGGAAACAGUCAAGAGAAAUACGGGAAAGAAUAACUUUCUCGUGAAGACAUGGAAGCGGUGUCGAUCGUUUUCCCAUGUCCACAGCUAUAGAGGCGGCGUUGGGGGUUUGCCGAAGAGCAGAUCAUGGAACGGAAAGGAGAGGAUGAAGAAGGAAAUUGCACCGGAAGGGUAUUUUCCGGUGUGCGUCGGACCUGGUAAACAAAGGUUCGCUGUGAAAACUAAGUAUGCAAGUCAUCCUUUGUUCGCGAUGCUUCUGGAGGAUGCAGAAAAGGAAUACGGGUACCACUGUGAUGGCCCGAUAUCACUUCCAUGCGAUGUGGAUCUAUUCUACAAGGUGUUGUCGGAGAUGGAGGCAAAAGAUGUUCAGCCGUUGAGAUGGAGCUUUGCUUAUGGGUCAUGCAGUCCGUUUAAUCCUAGCCGUCGAUUGGGAAGCAAUGGUGCAGAUGAGAUGGCUAAACUAGGGUAUGGUUAUUAUGGACCUCUAACCCCUUCAAGCUGGAUUAAUAUGAGUUAA